GUAUAACGAGAAAAGAUGUUGAGAUUCUUGGUUCUUCUUUCCCUGGCCGCCUGCGCCUUGUCCGCUGCCGUGCCCGAGGGUCUGCUGCCUCAGUUGGAUGGUCGCAUUGUUGGUGGCUACGAGACGAGCAUCGAUGAUCAUCCCUACCAGGUGUCGCUGCAGCGUAGCGGAUCCCACUUCUGCGGUGGAUCCAUCUACUCCCACAAUAUUGUGGUCACUGCCGCUCACUGUCUGCAGAAGGUAACCGCUUCCCAGAUCAAGGUACGUGUCGGUACCACUAACUGGCGCUCCGGCGGCAGCUUGCACUCCGUCAGUGCGUUCAAGAACCACGAGGGCUACAAUGCCAGGACCAUGAUCAACGAUAUUGCCAUCAUUCGCAUCGAAUCUUCGCUGAGCUUCCGUUCGACCGUCCGUGCUAUUGGCAUGGCUGUGUCCAAUCCCAAGAAUGGCGCUGAAGCUGUCGUCUCUGGCUGGGGCACUACCGCAUCUGGAAGCAGCAAAAUUCCCGACCAUCUCCUGGCUGUCAAUUUAAAGAUCGUCGAGCGGAAAGAGUGCGCCUCCAAGGAAUACAGCUAUGGCAACAAGAUCACGGACACCAUGAUCUGCGCCUACGCUCCUCACAAGGAUGCUUGCCAGGGUGAUUCCGGUGGCCCAUUGGUCUCCGGCGGCCAUCUCGUUGGUGUUGUCUCCUGGGGUCAUGGCUGCGCCGACCUCAGAUACCCCGGUGUCUACGCCGAUGUCGCUCACUUCCACUCUUGGAUCGAGAAGACCGCUCAUGAGACUCACUUUCCGGUUACGUUUGACAUGUUCAAGUUUGUGAUUUUGCUGUCUGUUGUUGCCUGCGCCUUUGGUGCUGCAGUUCCCGAGGGACUUCUUCCCCAGUUGGACGGACGCAUCGUUGGAGGCGUUGCCACCACUAUUGGUAGCUUCCCCUGGCAAAUCUCCCUUCAGCGUAAUGGCGGUCACUCCUGCGGUGGAUCCAUCUACUCUGCCAGAAUCAUCGUGACUGCUGCCCAUUGCCUGCAAUCCGUUUCCGCAUCCUCUCUGCAGAUUCGCGCUGGAUCCAGCUACUGGAACUCUGGUGGUGUUGUCAUCAAGGUCGCUGCCUUCAGGAACCACGAGGGCUACAAUCCCAACACCAUGGUCAAUGAUAUUGCCGUCAUUCGUCUGAGCGGUAACCUGGCAAUGAGCUCCACCAUCAAGGCUAUCGGUCUGGCCACUUAUGCUCCCGCCAACGGCGCUGCUGCCUCCGUCUCUGGAUGGGGUACUCAGUCCUCUGGCUCCAGCUCCAUCCCCACCCAGCUGCAGUACGUCAACCUGAAAAUUGUUAGCCAAGCCCAGUGUGCCUCCUCCACAUAUGGAUAUGGUAGCCAGAUCAGGAACACCAUGAUCUGCGCUGCUGCUUCCGGCAAGGAUGCUUGCCAGGGUGAUUCCGGUGGCCCAUUGGUGUCUGGUGGUACCCUCGCUGGUGUCGUCUCUUGGGGAUAUGGCUGUGCCUACUCCAACUAUCCAGGUGUCUACGCCGAUGUGGCUGUCCUCCGAUCCUGGGUGGUCAACGCUGCCAACUCGAUCUAAACUUAUCUAAAAAGUUUAUAUAAUAUCCAAAAUAAAUCAAUUAGCUUGCAAA
Drosophila innubila is the source of this 1627-nucleotide messenger RNA. RefSeq names its product transmembrane protease serine 9-like. Bases 16 to 1575 code for a protein of 519 amino acids. Gene Ontology annotation, biological process: proteolysis. NCBI's taxonomy places the organism in Eukaryota, Metazoa, Arthropoda, Insecta, Diptera, Drosophilidae. Gene Ontology annotation, molecular function: serine-type endopeptidase activity. The transcript is spliced from 2 exons. The record is from RefSeq and is a predicted model, not a curated record.